This is a messenger RNA of Protopterus annectens (West African lungfish), 2875 nucleotides long. RefSeq names its product exostosin-1-like. Gene Ontology annotation, cellular component: membrane. Gene Ontology annotation, molecular function: glycosyltransferase activity. Lineage: Eukaryota; Metazoa; Chordata; Ceratodontiformes; Protopteridae. Bases 1 to 1284 code for a protein of 427 amino acids. The transcript has 11 exons. The record is from RefSeq and is a predicted model, not a curated record.
AUGGAGUUUGACUAUCAAGCACUGCUUCACAACUCCACUUUUUGCCUUGUACCUCGUGGAAGGAGGUUGGGAUCCUUCCGCUUUCUGGAAGCCCUUCAGGCUGCUUGCAUCCCUGUAUUACUGAGCAAUGGUUGGGAGCUGCCAUUCUCUGAGAUCAUUGACUGGAGUAAAGCAGCCAUUCUUGGAGAUGAGAGGCUUCUACUUCAGAUUCCUUCAGUAACAAGAUCUAUAGACCAUGACAAAAUAUUGGCACUCAGGCAGCAGACCCAGUUCCUGUGGGACGCUUAUUUUUCUUCAGUAGAAAAAAUAGUAUUAACUACAUUAGAGAUCAUCCAAGAUAGGAUAUCUUCACACAUACAGAGAAAUAAGUUAAUGUGGAACGUACUGCCGGGUGGCCUGUAUACACUACCACAAUAUUCAACACAUUUAGCAGAUUUUCCAUUUUAUUACUUAAGGCUGGGCCGAAGUCCAGCAAAGAAAUUCACAGCUGUUAUUCAGGUGCUCUCCCCUCUAAUCUCCCAGUCCCAGCCUGUCGUCAAAUUGAUACUAGCUGUUGCCAAAUCAAAAUAUUGCAAGCAGAUAGUAGUGCUAUGGAAUUGUGAAAAAUCUUUACCUCCAAAAAGCAAGUGGCCCUCCACCCCAGUGCCUAUUACAGUUAUCACAGGAGAGAACAAGGCAAUGAGCAGCCGUUUUCUCUUAUAUGAUGUCAUUCAGACAGAUGCUGUUCUAAGUCUGGACGAGGAUACUGUGCUGUCAAGUAAUGAGAUUGAUUUUGCAUUCAUUGUAUGGCAUAGCUUUCCAGAGCGAUUAGUUGGUUACCCUGCCCGCAGCCAUUACUGGGACAACAGCAAAGGCCGUUGGGGCUAUACCUCCAAAUGGACAAAUGAAUACUCUAUGGUACUGACAGGAGCAGCUUUUUAUCACAGAUAUUACAAUUAUCUAUAUUCGCACUACUUGCCAGCAGACCUACACAAUGUGGUGGACCAGAUGGCCAACUGUGAGGACAUUCUUAUGAACUUCUUGGUUUCAGCUGUUACCAGGCUUCCUCCAAUUAAAGUCACCCAAAAGAAGCAGUAUAAGGAGACCAUGAUGCAACAGGGUACCAAGACAUCUCGCUGGGCCGAUCCAGAUCAUUUUGCACAGCGCCAGACUUGCAUAAAUUCCUUUGCCAACUGGUUUGGCUUUAUGCCUCUCAUCCAUUCCCAAAUGAGGCUGGACCCUGUGCUAUUUAAGGAUCAGGUAUCAAUCCUCCGCAAAAAAUAUCGGGACAUUGAACGAUUAUAAUGUCCUGUGCAGCAAAAGACAUUAUCUUAAGCGUUUAGAGAAGGACAGAUGCUUAUAUCGCAACUUCAGUAGAGUGCCUAGCAUGCAGCGGAUGUUGAGUAACUGCGUGGUCAUCUCAAGAAAUGUAUUUAUGAGGCAAACUAACAGCUGUAACUUCAGAAUCAAAAUCUAAUCAUAUUCUUGACUUGCAUUAUGAUACGUUCUCCAGACUUACAGCACUUCACAAAGGACAAGAUUAUUAAGAGCUACUGCUCAAAUAAAAGGAGUGCCCAUUUGUACUAGCAAUACCAUGGGCAGCAAAGUUCCUGAACGUUAUGGUGUACAUUGCCCAGUGAAAUUGGAAGGCUUACCCAUUUCUGCAUUAAUGACAAGAUAUUCAUAAACACUGGUUUGUUUUGUUUGCAGUUGCUAUUGCCCUUGAUGUUUCUGUUAAAUUUAGAGGAACAGUUUUGAAGAGAGAGUAGCUGAACCAGUCAGAAGAGAUAACUGUUUUGAAUCAGCUCAGAUUUGUUAAAAUCUUUCCUGCUUUCUGUAGAUUUUAUCCCCACCCUGUUAAAUAAAUGCAAAUGCCUUCCUUGUUUCAUUUAAAAUACAAUGUUAUAUUUCUAUCACUGUUGUUUAAAUAUAACAACAGAGUCUGAAAACAAAAACAAAUAAAUGUAGGAACAAGUGAAAGAGAGAGUUCUGCAUCUAAUGCACAAAUACCAAGGUUUCUGUAUUAUUUCUGACAUAGAAAGUUGUUUCACAGAAAAGAAGAAUAUUAUUUUUAUGUUAUUUUAUCCUCUGUGCCUGGCAAACAUUAAGCCCCCUCCCAUCAUUCUGGAGGUCUUCCAUUCCACUGUACUGGGCGCCCUCACAUGGAGCAUGGAAGCUGAUUGGAGGAGCCAUUAUAAAGACAGCCAUGGAUGUCAUCUACCCUUGUCUGCAUUUUCUAAUACAGAUUACUUCUAAUGGCCCUAACCCCACCAGGAGUAGACACAUUGGCAAUGGCAUCACAACAAGGGUCUACUGCACCCUUCCAAUGCAUAUGUGUGCUUCCACAUGCCUGCCAAUGCAAGUUACCAUCACUAGGUUAGUGCAAAGCCAGUGUACUGUGGUCUUAUGCCACUGCAUUGCCCACAAGCUUCCACUUGCUGGUGGUGACAGACUGGGCACUCCCCUCCCAACAGGAUGACCAUACCAGCAUCACUAUCUGACCCACCAUUUAACACUGAGUCACUGGGGUCACAUUCAGAGGUUUAUCCCUCUUCACAUGGAGCCAGGCCAGAAGGUUGAAUGUUAUAAAACAACUAGAAGCUGUUGGUUAAACACUGACAUACAAGUAAAACACAGUGCAGGUCAUUCAAUUCCAGGUCUGAUUAAACAGCCAGACACACGUAUUAUUCUUGAUCACCACAGUAACAAUAUUACUCAGAUGUAAGCCUGUCGAAGGCUAUAUUCAUUUCCAUUGUUAGAGUCUUUAUUCAGCAUAUUCCCUGUUGUCUUUUGAGAUAUGCCAAUGUUUGAGUAUCAGCAUAUUCACUGAUUAUGCACCGGUUGUUCACUGGAUGAUGUACCAUGUUAUAAAAUAAAAAGCAACUUUGAAACUUGA